Messenger RNA from Motacilla alba alba, 7239 nucleotides. It is a transcript of the gene ERICH3, whose product is annotated as glutamate rich 3. The coding region runs from base 592 to 5139 and encodes 1515 amino acids. The transcript has 16 exons. The record is from RefSeq and is a predicted model, not a curated record. NCBI's taxonomy places the organism in Eukaryota, Metazoa, Chordata, Aves, Passeriformes, Motacillidae.
GAGACAACUGAGAGGGCAUCUCCCUGGUCCAUACAAAUAUUUCCAAGGAGUGUCACAGAAUGGGGCCAGGCUCUGUUCAGUGGUGCCCAUACACACGAUGAGGAGCAAUGGCCAUGAACUAAAGCACAAGAAGUUCCACCGGAACGUGAGGAAGAGCUUUCCUUGGAGGGUGGCAGAGCUCUGAAAGAGCUGCCUGGACAGGGUGUGGACCUUCCCUCUCUGGAGACUUUCCGACCCACCUGUAUGCGUUCCUGUGUCACCUGCUCCAGGUGACCCUGCUUUGGCAGGGGAUUGGACUUGGACUCUCCAGAGGUCCCUUCCAACCCCAACAAUUCUGUGAUUCUGGGGCCGCGGGCGGAGCACCGGCCCCCUCCCGUCCUUCUCUCCCUCCCUUUCUCCCGUCUCUCCCUUCCUCCCGUCCGUCCCUCCCUCCGUCUCCUGGCGACGCCGGGGACGCGGCGCCGGUGCCGGGGCAGCGCUGAGUCCCGCGGCCGCUGCCAUGAGCGCCCCGCAGCCCCGGUGAGUGCGGCCGGGGCCGGGGCCGGGGCCGGGGCCGGGGCCGGUGCGUGUCGGCCUUUCAGCGCUGCGGGAAUGGUGACGGGCUCGGGGCCACCGGCGGCGCCUCCCUGCAGCGCGCUGGGGCAGAGAGCGGGGCUGGGGGUGCCCCGGCCGGCCUGGAGAGACCCCCGGCACCUGCCGGCUCCCGGGGCUCCCGUGCGUAUUCUUGAAACCUAUAACAGUCUUACAGACAAACACCUGGUUGGAUAUUUCAGCAAUGCCAGGAUAAGACGACAUCUUCAGAAAUCAGGACUGAUCUCAAGGAGUGGAAGAAUAAUACCUGAGAAGGAAUACCGCCUCAAUGCCAUAAGGAGGAACCACCAGAGACACGUCCAGGAGUGCUUGGCUGAUGCCAUAUAUCAUAAGGUCCUUGACAUGGAGUAUCAUCAUCAGCUGGGGAUGAGCAGGAGACUUAAUUAUUCUGCGAGGAAAGAGAUGAUGCAGCCAGUCAAGAUGGAGCCAUUAAUGGGAGAAGUCAUCCACAUGUAUUCCCCUCAUCCCCCCAUCGCCCCAAGGAACCACCAUGCCCUCUGUCCUUUAGUGUCUGGAAAACGAACCGGCCGCUCACAACGGAGGGGACCUAGACUUGGAGUUGAUUAUGGUGAUGGGCGUUAUUAUUUCCGAAGCAAGGAGCCUGCCUGCUGUAAGGUGAGUUCCUUGCGACCAAAUAGAGCUCCAGGAAAUACACAGCAGCCCCCUCGCCUCCAGCCCCUUCUUGGCUGGGCUGCAGCAGGGUCUGUAUCAAAGGCUUCCAAACAGAAGGGCCAUGCACUGGGACAUUAUCAGCAGUUUGCCUGUGGGGGGGAGAGCCGUGAGUUAAGGUUUAGGAAUCCAAUGGAGUACAUGGCUGGCGUGUCGCCAUAUCAGCCCCCUGCCAUCAGGCGCCGUCGCCGCGCUGUGCCGGUGCCGCCGCCCCGCCCGCACGUAGGGGACAGGUGCAUCCCUGGCAUCCGACGAGGGCUGCCCGUGGAGAGAUGGUUUCAUCCCACCACUGGAUUCAAUGAGCAGUUCUUGAUCAAUAAUACCAAUGGGUUCCCCAAGUCCCCACUAUGCAGCAACGCCUUGGUCACCAUGAUCUACCUAGGAAAGAGUAAGCACGUGUCCCUCCGUGAUUACAAGGAUGAAAUCAAAGUCUAUCAGCAAUACUGUGGAACAGAAAACAUUUGUGUCUACAAAGGCGACCUGUUGGAAGGAGAUACCUUCCAGUUCAUCUCCAAGAGGUACCUCGGUUACCCGUUCAGCCUCACCUUUUACCUCAACGGGCUCCAAGUUGACAGGCUGAGCUGCUGCUGUGAGUACAGAGGCUUUCAGUGCAAGAGGCCCUCCCGGCUGCGCCGCAGGAACACCUACUUCAGGGUGCUGCACGUGGCAGGAGCCCCUCCUUGCUACAGGUGCUUUCUUGCCAUGGGUCUGGACAAAAAGCUGUUCCCCCCCAAGAGGAAGCUGAAGUUCUACACGGUGCCGCACAUGUGCUCCUGCUCUCCGUUCUGCGCGCACAGCGAGCCCUGCGAGAACAGCGUGCUGCAGAAAUCCAUUGAGGGCUCAGUGUCCCUCACCAUUCCCAGCCACGAAGAAACUGUGGAAACCAUUGACGAAACACUGGACUCUGACGAGGAGUCCAGCGAAGAAGACGAAGAAGAAGACGAAGAAGAAGAAGAAGCAGAAAUGGAAGACCAAUCUUAUGGGGAGACCGAAGACACCACUCAGGAAAACACCAGUGAAAGUGAAUAUGAUGAAGAUUUUGAAGCUGAUGAAGAAGUUAAUGAAGAGGGACAGACUGGUGAUCAAAUGAAUGGAAUGUCAGAGUCAUCCUCAGAUGAUAAAAACCACAAUUUAGACCAUGGACAGGAGAGUGAAACCUCAUCUCAGAAGGCACUGCAGGCCCCUGACAGUGAGAAAGAUGAAAGUGGUGGAUAUCCUGAUGGCAGGGACUCUGAAGAUGAUCUGCCAGAGAGGAGGCCUGCAGACUCUCUCUCAUCCAUGAGCACUCAGCACAGCACUGAGACUGGCUCUCAAGCUGAAAUGAAGGCAGACCCCGUGAGCUGCAAAGAGGACUGCAAUAUCAAAAGUACACCUGAUAGUGUAGCACACGAACACUAUGGAAAGGAGAAUGGGGAGAAGAAACUGCUCAGAGUGGAGGAAAAUCAGGAGAAUUCUGCACUGGAAAAGAAAGGAAUAGAUGAAGCCGAAAAGACAAAACCAGAAGACCUUACAGCAAGGGAAGAUACUAGAAUUUUUCAUGAAAACAUAAUGGGAAUGCAGCAUCAAAAUCCUGAGGUUAAUGGGGAAUUCAAACAGACUGGGUCAGGAGAAAGUAACAUGAAUGAGGAGGAGAAAUGUCCUCCAGUGCCUUGGGAAAGCAGGGUAUUGGGCAUGGAGGAUGGCAACGAAGAGUCUCCCUGGUGUGAGGAAGGAGUCUUUGAAGACUGCAAACCAGUCCAGGAGGAAAUAGCAAAAGCAACUGGAAAUGAUCAUCCUGUGAAUCCUGAGCCUGGUGAUUUGUGUGCCAAUGAGGAGGAAAAGAACACAGCAAAUACAGAGCGUGGUGCCAGUGGAGCACCAGAUGGAACCUUCCUGGCAGAAGGGAGGAGAAGCCGUGGUGUGCAGGAGGCAGCAGGACAGGCGGUGGGAGCAGGGGAGCCCACGGGGCCGGGACCAGUCCUGGAGCAGGACGCUGCUGCUGAGGGAGAUGCUGGCAGCGGAGAGGCCGCAGGAAAAGCGGCAGGGCUGGGGGAUUCACUGCCCCCGGCAGGCACGGGGGCUGUGCUGGAGGAAUCCGCGCCUGAGGAAGGCGCCGUGGCAGAGGAGCAUCCCAAAGGAAAGGGAACAGGGGCGGCAGUGAAGCUGGGCACAGCGGUGUCACCUGGGGAGCAGGAGGUGCUGGUGGAGGGCACGGAGAGAGAGGUGGCGCUGGGAAAGCCAGCAGCUGGGGGAGAGGGGCCGGCUGGGGCACUGCCAGGGUGGGAGGCACACAGAGCCGUGCCCCGGGGGCAGGAGGGGGCUGGGGGCACCGGUGAGGAGGAGGCUGCAGAGGAAGGCCUCAGAGGAGCAGUAGGGCUGCCAGCAGAGGAGGAGGAGGUGGGCGAGGCAGCGUGCGAGGCGGGGGAGUCCCUGGGGCAGGGAGGGUCUGCAGGGAAGGACACGAUGGUGGGUGCUGUGUCAGAGGGAGAGGAGCCUGGGGAGGAUGCUGAUGUGGCAGCAGGUGGGAGUGCCAGAGCUGUGGGCCCAGAAGGAGAAAAGGCUGUUGAAGAAGACUUUUCUGAAGGGGAGGAGGCUAUGGGGAAGCCUAGGGUUCUCUGGGAAGCACUAGGGGAUAUGGAAACAGGAGAAGCAGUGUCUGGAGGGGAAGGGUUUGUAAAGCCAAGUCAGUUUUCCCAGCUGAAAGUGUCAGAGGUAGAGCAGAUGGAGAUGGGGAAAGCUGUCCCAGGAGCUGCAGCAACACUUGAGAGUGCUCAGGCUCUCCAGAGAGUGGAGGACACAAUGGAAGAGCCUGUGGAGCCUGACAAGGGUCCUGUACUGGAAGUGGCACCUGGGUUAGGGGCACUGGGGGGUGCUCGGGGGGAUCCUGUCACUGAAGGGUCAUCACAGGUGGAGGAGGGUGCAGCAGAGGCACUUCGGAGUGGAAACCGAUCUGAGGGCAGCAAAGCAGAGACAGACAGGGCAGUGGAAGCAAAACCCGAAGGAGAGGCGGUGGCAGGGUCUGCAGGGGCGGCCGGAGCGGGCUCGGGGGAUGAAGAGCAGGCCACAGAUGGAGCAGCAGCUUCAGAGGAGCCGGCAGCUGGGACAGAGGGGUGGCUGAGGCGCGGGCAAGUGAAAGGGAAGGGCAGGUCUCCCGGGGAGGGGCUGGUGGCCAUCGCAGUGCUGGGCGGCCAGCCCGGCCCAGGAGCCCUGCCCGGGGGCCCGGCGGGGGCCGGGGCUGGCGGGGUGGGCGGCGGGGCGAUGGCACAGGAGGGGGUGACAGGAGCGGAGCUGGGGGCGCAGAGCGGGGCAGGGGCAGAGGAGCGCUCAGCCGCGGGAAGGGCGGUGAAGCGGGAGGCAGCGGCGGGCUGCGAGGCACGGGCAGCGGCGCCAGCCGAGGGCCGGGAGCCGGGAGCGGGGCCCCCGGGGCAGCCAGCGGGGCUCGGAGCGAGGGGGCUGCGGGAACGGCCCACGGCAGAGCCCAACCCGAGCAGCCCUGUCCCCGGGCACGGGGGAGUGGCCCCGGGCGGGACGGGAGGGCCCCCGGGAGGCGAGGGGCUGUGCCCGGGCGCCCCGCCGCCGGCAGCGCCAGCCGCGGGCGCGGCGCGGGGCAGGGACGGGCGGCAGGAGCAGGGCAUGGAGCGGGCAGCAGCCAGAGCCCAGGGCGAGCAGCCCCGGCCCUGUGGAAGCUCGGCCGAGGGCGAGCUGGCGGAUGUCGCGGCGCGGGCCGGGGCCGCUGCUGCAGCCGGGGAGCCGCGGAAGGACGGAGCCGUCGGAGGCAGCCCAGGUGUGCCGGCGGGCGCUGACGAGGGCCAGGGGAGCCGCAGGUCCCGUCAGGAUAUCACAAACCCAGACCCCCUCAUCAUGUCCUCAGAAGAGGAUGGGGAAGAAACUCUGCUCUGAGCUUUUUCUGCAGCUCCCCAGUGUUGUGUCCUGCCACUUGCACUCAGCUGGCCAUGGGUUUGUGCCGGCUGGGAUGUCACUCCUCUCUUCACUCUGUGAGCACCACAGCCACCUGUCACGUUUCACUGGAGCAGCUCCUCAGCGUGUGGCAGACAACUGCAACAAGCUUGUGUUUGCCAGACCGGGAAUCAGCACUCCUCUGGAAGGAUGAAGACAGUAAUCACAAGGAUUGUUCCACAGCUGUCUGCCUUGUUUUUCUUGAAAACCAGAGAAAUACUGGACUGACUGAGCUUCCCCUCCUCCCCUAGGCACCGCUUGCUCCUGCAGGCAGGGAGGGCUUUCAUGCUGGCAUCUUCCCGAGCCCAUGCUAGGGGAGGGGAGCCCUCCUGCACCCACAGUGUCCCCUGUGCCAGGAGCGUGUGGGGGCCUCCCUCCCCUUGGGCAUCCAGGCUUGCUGCUGGCCACACUUCAGGGCAUUCUCAGCACGUGGAAAUGUUGUUGAAAGGUGUUAAAUCAGAACAAUUCUAACAAGUAUUUGUAAAUGCAUAAAGCUUGGCCUUCUGCUUUUGCUGGAGUCACUCAGGAGUGGCCCAUGGAACCUCAGGUGAGGAUGCCAGCAGGGUGGUCAGUUUAGAGUUGUCUCAGCCUGGUGCUGGCUGCCCUUCUCUGCUGCCCAAGGCUCUUCUCAGCUCUGCUGCGCCUCUGGCAGCCCUGGGGCCCCCAGGACCCUUCUGGGCCAGGCACCUGGGGCUGGGUGUGCAGCAGCCUCUAGGCACUCUGAGCUUGGUGGGUGCAGCAGACUCGGCCCCACAGAGUGCGGACUGUAACUGCAUUUUCAAGUAGGGAAAAGACACCGAAAUGAGCGGAUUUUGAGUGGAUUGGUGCUGUGAGUCACUUCAGAUCAAUAUACAUGGAACUGGAAACUCAAACCUGAUCAAGUGCUUGCUGUGUGUUUGCUCCUAGAGAUGUUCCUGUACUAGAGAUGGUUGCCUUUGUGUGUUCAGUCUGCACAUGUCUCAGAGGGUUGUGUUUUCUCUGUCCAUACCCAUGCCUACAUGUUCUCUCAGGCCUAUUAAAUACCUGUACCAGUCUGUGUAGCUCCUUCAAUUUGUGCCAGGGGUUUAACUGUAGGAAUUAUCCCUGCCAGUGCAGCAGGGCCCAAGCUUCAGUGUCUGCCUCUGCUUGCCAGUGGGCUGACUGAUGUUGGGGUGAGUGUUUGUGCCACCAAAGCUGCCCUGUGCAGGUGCCCCUCUAAAGCUCACACCCGGGGCUGCGGGCGUGGCCACACCUGGGUGGCAAUUCCAGGGGGACAGGGAGGGAUGCAGGAGACCCAGAGCAUCAGAGAAGGUUUUGAUGAACAGAGCAGCGUGACUGUAAGGAACCGGAAUGCUGAAGGAUCAUUAUUUAACAGUCUUGAAACAUUUAUUAGUGACACUUAUGUGUGUGGUUGUAACAGCUGGGGGAAAGAAUCCUGUGGUUAGGAACACAUAUGUGGACUUCCAAAACAUUAGUGUCCCUGUCAUUUGAGCAGGCAGAAGUUUGGUAAUAAGCAAAAACCAUGGAAAUGGAUAAUUGCAUAGGUUUGGAAAAGCUUCCCAUGGUCCUUUCUGCUUUCCUAUAUAGUGCUAAUUAGUAAUUAACUUCAAAGUGAAAAGUAGGUUGCACUUAGGGAAAAGCAAGAUGUGCAGCAAAAAGAAAAAAAAAGACUAAUUAUUAAAGUGAGCAUAUGUGAGCAAAGCAAACUAUCCAACAGUGUUGCCACUGGCAAAACUCAUUCUUGGCUCAUCAGGAAGGCUUUUUUAACUCCCUGAAGUGUCAGGUAUUUUCAGUUGCCUGUCAUUGGCUUCUGAUGGUUGUGCCUGAGGUGUGCCUCAAACAGCUGGAACCUGGUGACAUUCCACAGCUGAAGAGAUGCAUUUAAUCAGUUCAAAACCGUGCCAGCUGUGCACUGCUGACACAGGAUGGGAAAAGUCUAAAGCCUAGCUCCUGGAACUGGGCACCAAGCCCUGGCAUUGCUGGCAGAUAUGUGGAACAGUGACUCACAGACGCCACCGAGGAUGCUGGGUGUGGACAGCAUGGGCAGCUCAUCCAUCUGUCUGA